UUUCAAGAUUCCGAUAGUAUUUUUGGUUUGAUUAGGCUCUCUACUAGUCUCUUUCAUGGCGUCUUCUCAUAAAGGAGCUGCAGGUGACUCAAUGGGAAGCAGUAAAAUGAGUUUUGAUCAAAAGAGACAGCUUGUCUGGAAGCUGUCGAAAGAAUCCGAGAGAGCCUUCAAAGAAGUCUUGAAGGACUGGAGCUGCAACGAGAUUCGAGAGCUCUUACGUGCAGAAUCAGGGAAAUAUAUAAAAUACACCGGUUUAACGAAAGAAGAGAUCAUCAUAAGGCUUUUCAACAUUGUAUCAAAGAAAAACACUGGAGGUUAUGAGGUAGAAGAAGAGAGAAAUCCAUCACCAAAAAGACAGAGGAAAGAUCUUGAUCCUUUGCACUAUGUGACUCCGUUAGCUAAAGCUAAAGGCAAGGGUACAAUGUAUUGUCAGAACUUGGCUUGCCAGGCUAAACUAAGAGAGGAAGCCACUUUUUGCCAAAGGUGUACCUGUUGUAUCUGCUAUAAGUAUGAUAACAAUAAAGAUCCUAGUCUCUGGUUAACCUGCAAUUCAGAUCCUCCAUUGGACGGUGAAUCUUGUGGCUUAUCUUGCCACCUGGUUUGCGCUUUCAACAAUGAGAAUUCGGGUCUGAAAGAGGAUACGCCGAGUAGUAAUAUUGAUGGAUGCUUCAGCUGUGUUUUCUGUGGCAAGGAAAACAGCAAGAUAGAAUGUUUGAAGAAGCAACUGAUCAUUGCAAAUGAAGAAAGAAGAGUAGGUGUGUUUUGUUUCCGCAUUCUCAUGGCUCAUAAGCUUCUCAAGGGAACAAACAAGUACACACUAGUAUCUAAAGAGGUGGAGGAAGCUGUGAAGCAUCUAGAAACUGAAUUCGGUGUUCCUAUUACUGGUCUUCCAUCGGAGUUGAGUAGAGGGCUCGUUAACAGACUUUGCUGCGCGAAAAAAGUCAAGGGACAUUGCUCUUCUGCUCUGAAAGAGCUUGAUAGUCUUCCACUGCCUUCUACUAUUCAAGGAUCAUUGAAGAUCAAAAUUGAGUCUGUUCUAGCAACUUCUGUAACUUUCAUUAUGGAUGUCGAAGAAUCUUUCUCAUGGGGAGAUACCAAUCAUUACCGGAUGUUCCAUCGAAAGGCCACAGAGAGAUAUUACUCGGAGCAUUUGACUCGUGAGUUGUUCAGUGUAACAAGUUACCCAAGGUUUAAUGUCUUGGAACUAACUCCAGCUACAGAGUAUUGCUUCAAGAUUGUUUCCUUUAGCGGCGUCGAAGAAGUGAGCGUAGAUGAAUUCAGAGUCUCUACACAAACCCUCCAAGAAGAAGAAGAUGACAAAGAAGCGGCAGCAGUUUUAAUGAAUAUGCCAAACUGCGAAAAUCUUUCACUUCCACCACCGCCUUCCUUAGAAACAGAUAGACAGGAGAAUGGGAACAAAAUGGAGAGAUUUGGGCUUGAGCAAUGUGUGAAGCUCAUUAGGCAGCUAGAGUGCUCAGGUAAGGUCAAGAGUGAUUUCAGAGUGAAGUUUCUGACUUGGUAUAGCUUAAGAGCGACGUCUAAGGAGAAACAUAUCGUGGAGAUCUGUGUUGAUACUUUCAAAGACGAUACAGUAGCUCUGGCUGAGAAGCUCAUUGAUAUAUUCUCUGAUUGCAUAUCAAGGAAGCGUCCUGCGAUUGGUGGUGGCAGUAGCGGUGGUGGUGACUGUGAGUCUGCUGGAUUGUGUUUGAUGCUGCUGAGCAUUGAUUAUAGGAGAUCGGAUGAUAAGCAUUGAUUCAAGUUUUAGGUCUUUUUUUUUUUACUCUCUUUUGGACCUUUUAGGAAGGAUUCAACUUGUUUUUUCUUCUUCAGUUGGGAUUUUUUUAGCAUUAUUGAAACCUCAGAGUUUGAUGAUUUGAUUGUAUUUUGGAUUUUAAUGAGUUAGUAACUUUUCUUGAAGCA
Messenger RNA from Arabidopsis lyrata subsp. lyrata, 1920 nucleotides. RefSeq names its product VIN3-like protein 3. The transcript is spliced from 5 exons. NCBI's taxonomy places the organism in Eukaryota, Viridiplantae, Streptophyta, Magnoliopsida, Brassicales, Brassicaceae. The coding region runs from base 56 to 1753 and encodes 565 amino acids. Gene Ontology annotation, biological process: epigenetic regulation of gene expression; vernalization response. The record is from RefSeq and is a predicted model, not a curated record.